AUGAUCAUCGUCAAUGUAUUCAGCAGCUUUGUGGCCUGGAGCAGGGGCAUAUAUUACAUGAGAUUCAAACAUUGCUUACCCUACAGAUUCAAGCAUUGCUUACUCAACAGAUUCAAGCAUCGCUUACCCUACAGAUUCAAGCAUCGCUUUCCCUACAGAAUCAAACAUUGCUUACCCUACAGAAUCAAGAUCACUUACCCUACAGAAUCAAGCAUCACUUACUCUACAGACACAAGCAUUGCUUACCCUACAGAUUCAAGCAUUGCUUACUCAACAGAUUCAAGCAUCGCUUACCCUACAGAUUCAAGCAUCGCUUACCCUACAGAAUCAAGCAUCGCUUUCCCUACAGAUUCAAACAUUGCUUACCCUACAGAUUCAAGCAUCACUUACUCUACAGACACAAGCAUUGCUUACCCUACAGAUUCAAGCAUCGCUUACCCUUCAGAUUCAAGCAUCGCUUACCCUACAGAUUCAAGCAUCGCUUACCCUACAGAUUCAAGCAUUGCUUACCCUAGAGAUUCAAACAUUGCUUACCCUACAGAAUCAAGCAUAGCUCACCCUACAGAAUCAAGCAUUGCUUACCCUACAGAAUCAAGCAUCGCUUACCCUACAGAUUCAAACAUUGCUUACCCUACAGAUUCAAACAUUGCUUACCCUACAGAUUCAAGCAUCACUUACUCUACAGAUUCAAGCAUCACUUACCCUACGGAUUUAAGCAUCGCUUACCCUUCAGAUUCAAGCAUCACUUACCCUACAGAUUCAAACAUUGCUUACCCUACAGAUUCAAGCAUCACUUACCCUACAGAUUCAAGCAUCGCUUACCCUACAGAUUCAAGCAUCGCUUACCCUUCAGAUUCAAGCAUCACUUACCCUACGGAUUUAAGCAUCGCUUACUCCUCAGACACAAGCAUCACAAUGUUUCCAAGCUAUACAGGCAUUUUUUAUCAAAAACAACAACAUUUUUUAACAGAAGGAAUUUUUAAUAGGAUAAGAUUUUAAUGAUUCUAAAAUGUGGUAACUUUCAAGCAGAUGGUUAUCCUUCAUUAUGUUUAGAAAUCCGUCUUAGAUAGAAAACUGAUGUGUUACUGAUAUAGGUUAAACAAAUUUAUUUACUUCAAAAACUAUUGAAUUUACUACCUGAGGAAAUCAUUUAAUUAUCUAGAUCUCCUUUUUUGUGUCAUGAAUUAUGUAAAUUUAGUUUUUUGGAUGUUUAGGUGUUGGAUUAUUUUGGCAGAAACUAAUUCAGGUUUGCAGGUUUUGUAAAGUUAGGAUGUUAUACUGUAUAUAAAGAGUUGUGAGGAUAUACAAAAUCUUCAAGACAUUUUAUGGUGCACCAGAUGGAGAUUAAAGUAAAAUAAAAUCCAGUUUGUUUUGCAGUAAAACUAAAACCUCAGGCUAACUUAGGAAUAUUUAUUCUCUUGAGAUAAUAAUUUCCAUACAGUUGUUUUAAUACAAAACUCUGAUAUAUGAAUAACUACAUAGAAAACAAUCCCCAGGUGUCUCUAGGCUCAGAGGCAACUGAGGCAGCUUUAGAAAAAGUGAGUUGGCUUUAUGGUUGAUUUUAUAAUAAAAUUAUAAAUAAAAUAAUUUCUUGAAAACAUAUCUUACAAUCAUUGUCAUGAUUUGACACAAAGAAAAAAAAAGAAAAAGAAGAAGAAAACAUUAUUGGUUACUAGUCUCCCACAGUAGCUGCGUAGUAAGUACGUAUUUCUAAAGUGAGUGAGUGAGUGAGUAUGGUUUUAAGCCGCUUUUAGCAAUAUUCCAGCAAUAUCACGGCGGGGACACCAGAAAUGGGCUUCACACAUUGUACCCAUGUCAGGAAUCGAACCCGGGUCUUCGGCAUGACGAGCUAAUGCUUUAACCACUAGGCUACCCGACCGCCCCCUCAGGGGAAAGAGAAAAUAUGUAUUAGUUUAAUUUACCGUAAUAAGCGCCCAUGGUGCUCUCAAAAUUAGAAAUAGCUUGAUGUAUUAACUUCCAUAUCUUAUUAUUGUGAUAAUGCAGCUCCACAUUACCGAUGAGUAGAAAAGGUUGCUUGUGCCACUGUUACACAGGGAAGUACCGGUAAACAGCAGGUCAUGUUGAAAAGGAAAUAUAGUUGCUUUGUGUUCGUGAUUUUUUUAAUACUACCUUAUAUCACUUACCUAUAUUCCUCUGUGAUAACGAUGAUAUAUUUAAUGUUUAUUACCACUUCUUUGUUGCAGCUACUCAUUUGUAAAAUUAAAGUGUUUGUUGUUAUUAUGUUGACUUUGAGGUGCACAACAAUAUGUGUAUAUAUAUAUAUAUAUACACAUCAAAGCGACCAUAUCGCUACCUCUCUGUAUUGCUUCGGUGACAGCAUGUGAUAUAAGCAAAUGUAAACUACACAAAUGGAAAUAGUUUUUCACUUUUUGAGUUAUUUUCUCAUUGAAAGUUAACCGUGACAUAUAUUUAUCUUGAUAUGUAGGGGCAGUCAGGUAGUCUAGUGGUUAAAGCAUUCGCUCGUCACGCCAAAGACAUGGUACAAUGUGUGAAGCCCAUUUCUGGUGUCCCCUACCGUGAUAGUGCUGGAAUAUUGCUAAAAGCGGCUUAAAACCAUACUCACACACUCACUUGAUGGGAAUACUCGUUAAAAAUGAAAGAGAAAAAAUAUGAUCAUUGUUGCUUUGCGUUGGCUCUGUUGCGGUAUGUGUUAAAGUGGGCUCUAUGGAACGAGGUAAACGGAAGUUGUAAGUAUCGCAGGGACACGAUUUCGCAGAAAUUAAUGUAAACAUUAUGGAAUGAAAUUUUGAAUAAAAUGACUAAAAUAGAGUACAAACAUAAGUUCCCAUGUACAAUGAACACUUAAAUAGUGUAACAAAAGGGUUAAAUUGCAUAAUUCAAUAUGGAUUUGUUGAUAUUCUAUUUCCGAUGAGUAUUAUGCACGAGUACGUAUUAUUCAUGAAUAGAUAAGUCUUUUGAACAUUGAUCAAUUGGAAGGGUGCUUAUUGAUCAUGAGAUUGUUCACAUGUCCCUAUAUCAGCAAAUAGCACCAUGGGCGCUUAUUAGAGAGGAGUGCUUAUUGCCCUCGAAUACAGUAUUACUCAUUUGUGAAAUUCUGUGUUAGCAGGUCAGUUAACAAUUAAACAAAAACAAAGAGCCUAAGUUACUAUUCUUCCUUCAUUAUUGAUCAAACCAGUGAGUGAGUGAGUAUGGUUUCACACUGCUUGCAGCAAUAUUCCAUCAACAUCACGACGGGGGCCUCAGAAAUGGGCUUCACACAUUGUACCCAUGUCGGAAUCGAACCCGGGUCUUCAGUGUGGCAAGCGAAAACUUUAACCACUUGGCUACCCGACAGACAUGCUAGGGUAGACAGCAUUGAUCAAACCAGAACAUGCCAGGGUAGAUACCAUUGAUCAAACCAGAACAUGCUAGGGUAGACAGCAUUGAUCAAACCAGAACAUGCCAGGGUAGAUACCAUUGAUCAAACCAGAACAUGCUAGGGUAGACAGCAUUGAUCAAACCAGAACAUGCCAGGAUAGAUACCAUUGAUCAAAUCAGAACAUGCUAGGGUAGACAGCAUUGAUCAAACCAGAACAUGCCAAGGUAGAUACCAUUGAUCAAACCAGAACAUGCUAGGGUAGACACCAUUGAUCAAACCAGAACAUGCUAGGGUAGACAGCAUUGAUCAAACCAGAACAUGCCAGGGUAGAUACCAUUGAUCAAACCAGAACAUGCCAGGGUAGAUACCAUUGAUCAAACCAGAACAUGCUAGGGUAGACAGCAUUGAUCAAACCAGAACAUACAAGGGUAGACAGCAUUGAUCAAACCAGAACAUGCUAGGGUAGACAGCAUUGAUCAAACCAGAACAUGCCAGGGUAGAUACCAUUGAUCAAACCAGAACAUGCUAGGGUAGACAGCAUUGAUCAAACCAGAACAUACAAGGGUAGACAGCAUUGAUCAAACCAGAACAUGCUAGGGUAGACAGCAUUGAUCAAACCAGAACAUGCUAGGGUAGACAGCAUUGAUCAAACAAACUUGUCCACAACUCAUUUCGCUCUAGUGGUUCAUGUAAAUGAGCUAGAUUUUGGUAGAAAACAACUCGUCCCUCUGGGCUUUCAUUGGCCUCCAACCAACAGACUAGUGACUGUGUGUGACAAGGACAUGAGGGAGAUAUACUCCCGUAUAUCCUGGUUAUGUCAUAUAUAUAAUUCAUUCGUUACAUCACAAUUAUUUGUUGAAACAUUAAACACUUCAUUUUUGUAUCAUGCAUCAUAAAACUCUAUUGAUGCUUUGAAAAAAAACUCAAACAUUUUUUUCCUCAGUGGCAUUUAUACAAGUUUAUGAGCAACAAUGACACAGCUUUGUGGAAUGAUAUUGUUUGUAUUUUUCACUUUGUGUAUUGAAACGUUACCAACAGGAUACAACACAAGAUUGUGUAGCUAGUAGAAUGGCUUACAUUUAUAAUGGCAUAUGGGAUUCUGGGUUAGAAUAGUCCCCAGCAACCAAUCUUGAUCGUAGGCAUCGACCAAAUGGACUGUUGUCAGGCUUGCUGGUUGAUAGAGCCUCAUUGUACCGUGAUGCUGCGGAUUGAUGUUCACACUAUCGAUCACUGGAUUGUCUGGUCCUGAUUAUGUAGACUGCUGUCAUAUAGCUGGAAUAUGGCUGAGUUCGGAAUUAACAACAAAUAAACAAACAUUGUGUCCAGCUAAUCCCCAUUAAGUCUGUUGUCACAACAAACAUGGUACUGGAGAAAGAGGACAAGGGUUGAUUACUCAUCUGUUUUUUGCUAUUCCGCCCACUAUUUCAAACGAGAGUAAGUAACAGAUGCGUUGGGCCAAUCUUAGACUUGCUUGGGCUUUUAGUAAAAAAAAACCUAAUAAAUAUAAAUUCCAUAGUCAUAGCGCAGGGCUAGGCCAAUCUCAGCAAUAUGUCAUCUUUAUAAAAAUUCUGUAAAUAUUUGACUCUGGUCCAGACAAACCGAAUUUGUGACCAAUGAUGAUUACACACACAGCUAGCGCCUGACCACCCAAUCCUCUAUUAGCAGCUCUUAUGACACACACUAUUCAUCCCAGGCACACCAUUUUGUAAGGAGAGCACCUCUCACCUGGAGUUUCACAGCUACCUCAGAUUCUUCUAUGGAAACUGACUUGGUCCAAGAUUAUCAGAGGUUAAAAUCUAAUAAUCUGUAAUUGCCCUAUUACUAGUAAAUAUAACCCUUAAACUGUAGUUAAUCAAGAUAAAUGGCAAAGGUAAUGAUGUUAAGUUCAUAAUGACCCAGAUGGCUCAUGACCCAUAAUAGCCUGUGGGACACUCACUGAGUCAGGCUGAGAGCUGCUCCUUUAACUGCACGGCCCAAACAGGUCUUAAGGAAAAUAGCAGUAUAUUGUCCAUCAAGCAUACAUUGUUGUCAGAUAGUGGGGUUUCAAUUACCUAGUUUGAAACUCACAUAAGACCGGGUGUCCAUUUACAGGUCACAUUUGUCCAAAUGAAGGGCUUUGUUCAAAUAGAGGCGGGGUCGGGAUGAAUGGAGGACUUAGUGGUACAGAAGAUGGCUGAUGAC
Haliotis rufescens (red abalone) is the source of this 5521-nucleotide messenger RNA. Its product is annotated as mucin-5AC-like. The record is from RefSeq and is a predicted model, not a curated record. NCBI's taxonomy places the organism in Eukaryota, Metazoa, Mollusca, Gastropoda, Lepetellida, Haliotidae. The transcript is spliced from 2 exons. The coding region runs from base 1 to 999 and encodes 332 amino acids.